AUGUUUCGGCAUCAGACGCCAAAGGAGAUUCGAAGCGAGUAUGCCCAAAUGAUGCUCACGGGCCUCUUCACCGGGCUUGCCGCGGCAAUACACCCCAUUUUUUUUAUUGGCACCAUUGGUGGACUGGUUCGCAUCCGCAGGACAAAACGUGCGGAAGUCGACCGAGACGCAGGAACGAAGAAGAUGGACGAGCUUAAUCGGGCAGUCAAGGAGAAACGCGCUGCGUUGAAGGCCCACAUCGAUGCACUUGCUCGUAUUGUCGGGCUCUAA
Molecule: messenger RNA, 270 nt
Organism: Eimeria acervulina
Lineage: Eukaryota; Apicomplexa; Conoidasida; Eucoccidiorida; Eimeriidae
Exons: 3
Coding region: 1-270 (89 amino acids)
Source: RefSeq, a predicted model, not a curated record